AUGAAGAUGAAGGAUACGAAAACCAUAGAUGAGUUCUCUGGUAAACUUGCUGAGAUAUCUUCCAAGUCUGCAGCUUUGGGUGAAGUUCUUGAUGAACCAAAGCUCGUAAAGAAAUUUCUAAGUAGCUUGCCGAAGAAGAAAUACAUUCAUAUCAUAGCUGCGCUUGAACAAGUCCUUAACCUAAACACAACAGGCUUUGAGGAUAUUGUGGGGAGGUUAAAGGCUUAUGAAGAAAGAGUUCAAGAUGAAGAUCAACAAGAUGACCAAGGGAAAGUACUCUUGUAUACUAAUACCGACUCUCAAGGGCAACAAGAAGGCUAUGGUAGAGGAAGAGGUCAAGGCGGUCGCUAUAACAAUAUGGGACGUGGAAGAGGACGUUAUAAUGGCGAUCGAUCUAACUGGAGACAAGGAGGUGACUGGACGCAAGGGAGAGAUGCCUCCAAAGUUGUUUGUUAUCGUUAUGAUAAAACAGGACACUAUGUCUAUGAUUGUCCCGACCGUUUGCUUAAACUUCGAGAAACGCAUGAGACAGAGAAUGAUAGCACACAUGAAGCUGAGGAGCUGAUGGUGCAUGAGUUGAUUUAUCUUAAUGAAGAGAAGGUAGUGCCAAGCAAGUUCGAGACACAAUCCGGAGCUGACAAUAUUUGGUACCUAGACAAUGGAGCUAGCAACCAUAUGACAGGGAAUCGAGACUAUUUCAAGAAUAUAGAUGAGUCUAUUACAGGGAAAGUUCGCUUUGGAGAUGACUCAAGGAUAGACAUCAAAGGAAAAGGAUCGGUUCUCUUCAUUACUGGCGAUGGGAAACGGAAAUCAUUGGCUGAUAUGUACUUUAUACCUGAGUUAAAGAGUAACAUAAUCUCUCUUGGCCAGGCAACAGAAUCUGGUUGUGAUAUCAGAAUGAGAGAUGAGUAUCUAACGCUUCAUGAUCGACAAGGAAACUUGCUAGUCAAAUCAGUAAGGUCAAAUAAUAGACUAUACAAAGUCGUGAUGGAGGUUGAAGGAGCAAAGUGUCUCCAACUUGAGAAGGUUAGUGAUUCUAUUUUGUGGCACGCAAGACUCGGACAUGUUGGUAUGGACUCUAUGAAAGCAAUGGUAAGCAAGGAGAUAAUUACAGGAAUGCCAAAGAUGAGUAUAUGA
Molecule: messenger RNA, 1137 nt
Organism: Brassica oleracea var. oleracea
Lineage: Eukaryota; Viridiplantae; Streptophyta; Magnoliopsida; Brassicales; Brassicaceae
Exons: 1
Coding region: 1-1137 (378 amino acids)
Molecular function (GO): zinc ion binding; nucleic acid binding
Source: RefSeq, a predicted model, not a curated record